AUGACAUCGAAAGAGAUGUGCAGAUAUGGGAACCAAUGCUAUCGCAAGAAUCCCAUUCACUUCCAAGAGUUCGACCAUCCGUUUGAUCCCAAGACACGACUCACAGCCAGUGAUGACAACACCACUCAAUCCAUGGCCUCCUCUUCGACACAAAACCCAAACAAACGACUGAAGAGUUCGGACGCGAAGACAGAGACGGAGCCAACGAUUGACUCAAAUAUUUUGGGCUUUUAUUUGACAAAAGUCUCGGGAAUUGACGACAAAUACAACGAAAUGACGGCAAAAGCGAUUGACUUGAAGGAGAUCUUAAGCGCAAGAAAUGGCAAACUCUUGGAAUCGAUUCAAAUGAAUUACAUGUUUGAGAUGGACUGGCUGUUAUCGCAGUACCCCAAACAGUUCCGGACACUGCCGCUGAUGAUUGUCUACGGAUCCAAACGCGACGGUAUGGCCACCAAAGAGAUGCAAAACCAGACCAAAGACUACCCUCACGUGCGUCUGGUGGGCGCCCAACUCGUGGACCCCUUCGGCACCCAUCACUCGAAGAUGAUGUUCUUGAGGUACGACAGAGGGCUGAGGGUUGUCAUCCAUACGGCGAAUCUCAUCGAAAGGGAUUGGACUCAUAAGACACAAGGCGUUUGGGUCAGCCCUCUGUUCCCUCCCCUGCCGUCCAGCCAUUCCUCCGAUGCAGACAUAUCUCAGACCAGAUUUAAGACGGAUUUGAUUGAAUACCUCCAGAGUUAUCACUCGAUGGAAGUGAAUGAAUGGAUUGAAACGAUCCGACGGCACGACCUCUCGUCGGCCAAAGUGUUUCUCAUUGGAUCCGUUCCGGGAAGACAUGUCGGCGCAGACAUGAAGUGCCGAUUCGGUCACUUGAAGUUACGGCGAGUGCUGUCAGAGUUUGGGCCGUCGGCUAAGAGUGUGGACUCGAGUUGGCCCGCAAUCACACAGUUCUCGAGCAUCGGGUCGUUGGGUCCGACGGCAGACAAUUGGCUCACAAACGAGUUUCUCAGCUCUUUGUCGACAGUCUGUGGCCCCAAAUCACUGACAACUCGACCGCAGAUGAAGUGUAUCUUCCCGUCCGUUGAAGACGUGAGGACCAGUUUGGAGGGCUAUUGUGGCGGCGGAUCUCUGCCCUACAGUUCCCAAACACAUCAAAGACAGACAUAUUUGUCAUCAUUUCUUCACUUAUGGCGGAGUGAACGCAGGGGUCGAUCGCAUGCCGUCCCUCACAUCAAGACUUACGCCCGAUAUUCAAGUGAUUGGAAACAAAUGGCAUACUUUCUGCUCACUUCUGCCAACCUAUCGAAGGCCGCUUGGGGUCAGCUCCAGAAGAAUGGCUCACAACUGGCCAUCAGAUCCUAUGAGAUUGGAGUCCUUUUUAUACCAAAACUAUUUGCAAAUCAAGAGUUCUUUGAUGUCUCGAAGACUGAAGACUCGAAACAGAUGUCAAACACGUCUUCAUUUGCGAUCCCAUACGACAUCCCUUUGACUCCUUAUUCUUCAAAUGACACUGUGUGGACGUGGGAUACGCCUCACACUCAACUGCCCGACACUCACGGCAACGCUUGGAUACCCGGCUCAUCCUAACACUC
Oppiella nova is the source of this 1592-nucleotide messenger RNA. Lineage: Eukaryota; Metazoa; Arthropoda; Arachnida; Sarcoptiformes; Oppiidae. The record is from the annotation of a GenBank genome assembly.